Molecule: messenger RNA, 9696 nt
Organism: Talaromyces marneffei
Lineage: Eukaryota; Fungi; Ascomycota; Eurotiomycetes; Eurotiales; Trichocomaceae
Exons: 3
Coding region: 1-9696 (3231 amino acids)
Biological process (GO): fermentation
Cellular component (GO): membrane
Source: RefSeq, a predicted model, not a curated record
AUGGCUUCAUCUGCCAUUUCUCUGCAGCCUCUCACAUCGGGUCCCCAGUUCAACUGGUUCUUUCUGCUGGAGCUCAUUGUUUGCGGGAUCCUGACCCUGUUCUUCCUCUUCUACUUCAAUCGUCUCAUCGCGACUCUAGUUUCGUACGGCAUACGGGCGUAUACGUGGCACUAUUACCGAGCUUAUGUCGACAUCCAGGCCCUUCAAGUCUCGUUACUUGGCGGAAGAAUAUUCUUCAAGGGACUACGGUACCAUGGGGUCAAUGAGACUAUCCUCGUUCAGCGGGGACACAUUACAUGGAACUACUGGAUGCGAACUGUGAGAAGGCUGGACUUGACAAGGAAAGAUACAACCCCUGGAACAAAGAACCAGUCCUUCGUGGCUAGUGAUGGAGGGUCAGUAAUAGCAAAUCCUGAUGUUCAAGCCAAUGGAACAGAAGAAAGCGGUGGCUUAAAACCAGAAAUUCAUCUUCCUUGCCGGAUAGUGAUCAAUCUUUCCGGAUUGGAGUGGUUCGUGUACAAUCGAACUCCGGCCUACGAUGAUAUACUCUCCGGUUUUAACCCUUCUACAGAUGAGUCACUACACUCGCAGGAAGAUAAUCGUACAAGUACAUCAGGCACAAGUACCGGUCGACAAGCAGCUGAGAGCGACCCCUCUCCGCGCUUCAAGCCUACUACUUCUAAAGAGUCAACAAAUGGUACUGUGCCGCCCAUCAGACUUCAAGAGCGUCGCAUAAACACGGCAUUCUCGUCUAUUAAAGAUGUUUCCGCUCACAAAGACGAGGCUUUGGAGGCUGCUUGGACUUUUCUACAGUUCCUGCCAAUACAAGUGGACUGUACGAAGGGUGCCAUCGUGGCGGGAAACGAGACUACGCAUUCUCUGCUGACUGUGACGUUCGACAAAGGAGUUGGGUCUGUCGACGCAUCAGAUGUCGGCACACUCGACAUAUAUCGCCAGCUAAUUAAGUUUGACAUCUCACACCCCGUGGUUCAGAUUCGACCCAAUCCCGAUUUCAAGCAAGAACAGUUGGCGACGGCUCGGACUAUGAACCCUUUUUACCACGACGAAGCGGAACGCAAGGCAAGAAGAAGCUAUCGUAUGGCAUAUCGACGCAGAAAGCAUGAAGUCUGGCACUCGCUUCGUAGUUUGAUUCCCUAUUUCCAAAGAUCCGUGGAAUCUUUCCACGAGAAAGGAACAAAUACCACAUCGACUAGUCAUACCGGGUUUCCCGUCCACGAUCAAUGGCUUGGUCUUACUCGCUACAUGGAAGAGACAACGAAAAAUCACGAGGGAUGGAAUGCUGUGGAAUACGCGAGAUACUCGACCAUUUUAGAUUGUCCCUCACUCAGUUUAACGUACUAUUGGGAUAUACCAGGAAUGGUGCCUUCAGAACACUACGAAUCAAAUUCGUCCGUUCAAAAAGCAUCCGUUGACAUCAAUGGCCACGCUCCCCCAGAAUGGGGUAUGGAAUUGAGAGUCAAAAGUGGCACUAUUAAUUAUGGUCCAUGGGCGGACCGCGAACGUGUCAAGCUACAAAAUGUUUUUUUCCCAAACAACUUCCGAAGUGCUCAAGCAGAAGCAGCCUUGAAACCUGGAAGCGUCAGACGAAGCACAAAAUUCAGAUUCGUCUUGGAAAUAACAGAUGAGACGACUUUGAGGAUCCCUACCCGAGAGGAAUCCAAGGACUGGCAAUGGAAAGGCCGAGCUGAUGCUAUCCGCAGUGCUUCGAAGCUCAAGAAGCAGAAAUCGAAACGACAAUGGAGAGGCAAAGAUAACGAAAAGACGAAUGUUAGUCCAGAGAUCCGUCCAUUUGGCUGGCUUACACUUCGUAUUUCUCAAGACUCAACAGUCACCUAUGACAUGGACAUGGUUGCUUCAGAUAAAGGGUUCUUCAACCAGAUUCGUCUUGACCUACGAGAUUGCAAGCUGUCUUCAAGCGUUAAUCACGGUUUACUUUGGCAAAGCUCACGACAGCUAAUAACUUGUGAUCUUUCUAAUCCACUUGUUUGGAAUGCUCUCCAUACAUGGUCUUUCGAUAUAGUUAGCCAUGACUUGCAACUUUUCUUACUACGAGAUCAUAUAUUCCUGAUAACAGAUCUCGUAAGUGAUUGGACGUCAAACUCAACCUCAGAAUAUUACACUUUUGUGCCGUUUGUGUACAAAAUUCAGCUUUCAUUUAAUGACCUGCGCCUAUAUCUGAACGUGAACGAGUCCAAUAUCAUUAACAAUCCUUCCGAUCUUGAUGAUAACACUUUUAUUCUGCUCAAGGCACCGAAUCUGAUGUCUAAUGUCAGUAUCCCGUCUGACAUAUUCCGAGCCGAACAAAGUAACUUUACCUUUGACGUGGCCACUCAAGAGUGUGUCGUUGAUCUCGUGACUCCUCUAUGGCAUACAUUACAUACUUUCCUCAAAGACAAUUCUCUUGGCCGCUUUUCGAACUUGUCGAUAGACGGGACAUACACUCUCAAUGCUGGAGCAUCGCCUCUAUUGGAUACUCUGGCGAUGAACAUCGUUGCAGAUGACCCUAGAUGUUACCUUUACGGGUUCUUAAUUCGCUAUUUCAUGAAGAUAAGGGAAAAUUAUUUUGGAGAGGAUAUGCAUUUCAAAACGUUGGAAGAGUUUCAAGAAGCUGCCAAUGCCACCGUCGAAAACAAAACCGUCCAGAUUACGUCUAAUCCUGCCAAGAAGCUUAGCGAGUUGGAUGUGAUACUCAAUCUAAUCAUUAGAAACCCAUGCGCAUUGUUACCAACUAAUAUUUAUGACCAUUCUCAGUGUCUUCGCCUGAACGCUGCAUCUCUUGAUCUUGACCUGCGGUUCACUAGCUACUAUAUGGAUUUGCAGGUGGACCUUACCCCUACAGAAAUAUCACUAGAGUCUAUUCAGUCAGACGGCGAAGUUAUUAUUUCGAAUACUCAAAUGUUUAUUGAUGGAGUCUCGGUCUAUGGUCAUCGUGUGUUUGGAUUACCGCCGACUGAACCUACAUAUGUCUGCAAUUGGGAUUUUGAAGUAGGGAAACUUGUGGGAGAAUGUAGUACACAGUUUUUGCGCUCUGCAGGUGCCGCUAUUCGGAAUUUGGACUUCACCAUGGACGACGAGGAGAACGCAUUCCCACCAUUGCAUCCAUUCGUAUUACACGAUGUUACGUUCUUGCGUGCUAAGAUUGCUUCUGUCCAUCUCUCUGUUCUGGUAGAACAGACCGCAAUUGUGCUGGCUGCCGGGCUCAUUCUCUUCAAGCUCAACGAUUGGUCUCGAUCCCGAUUCUCUAAGCGCUUGUCGGGAAGCGUUCCAGAUAUGAUGAUAUCUGUCAUUGACAGAAAGUCUGCCGCAAGACAGAACGAAAGAUCAACCUCAGUGACAACUUACGCUCUAAUACAAACGAACAUAAAUGUGUCAAUGCUGUUUCGAAAAUUCAAUCUUUCCGAGGAUCGCAAACAUCAACAAUAUCAUAUCAGAGAAAAUGAUCAAAGAACAUAUCGUACACCGUGGUUGUUACUUGAUUCGAACGAUGCAGUCACCUUUUCUGACAACUCUAAAAUCCAUCCUCCCACUAUGUCAUUUCCCCCAAUGCCCGAACCUGUGGCCGAAGUUGUGCAAACAAUGGAACAGCCCGACUUUCUGUCUAGUCACCGCAGACUCUUGAGUCGCAAGAGCUCAUUUUUGUCGUUCAGUGGCUCGAACUCGAGACAUGUCAAGCGAGAUGACACGACACAGCUUUCCAUAAAUCCAUUCGAUCGAGAUUUUAGUCUCCAACAAGCAACUGAUCCUCCUCCUAACCCACAUGAAACAGAAACAUACCACCAACAAAGGCAAAUCUCACCAGAGGUGGGACAAAUGUUUGAUCGUGAGCCGACUGUUCGAUCAAAUGAUAUACCACGUUCUAUGCUUGGGCCAUCGGGCCCCUGGGCUAUGCCACACUUCCAUUACUACAAGAUAAGACCGGAUUCAAGCCAUCUCCCACCCCUUCCAAAAUUUGAGGAAGAAAAAGGGAAAAUUAUAGAAGAAGACAAUUUCACAGCAAGUUUCGGCAACGAUGAAACAGCCCACUCAGACCUCUUUUGUGAAAUUCAGCCGGGGCUACAAGGGUACUGUACACCCAUGUUCUUCCAAGUAGUCUCUUCUCUACUAGACGAUGUGCAGCCAAACGACCCAAUCGACCUGAUCGAUUCGCUGCAAGUUAGAGUGAUUUCUGAUAUUGUGAAACAUCAGAAGAAUAAGAAAAAGCAGCCGAAGACCUCAUCAAGCUUUUCCAUCAAAGUGCCAGCUGCGAUUUUUACCAUCUUGAAUAAGCUGGAGGGGUUGGAAGAUGCUUCACAAUUUGCCAUGCAAGACCAGUACCAAGUUUCGUGCACACAGUUCAAGCUUAUGAUGCAGAAUACAUCAGCAAAGGGCGAACAGGAUCUGAUCCGUGAUAGCCAAAAAGCCAUAAUUCUACAUUCCACGACGGAACGCAUUUCAAUAAGUGCCACAGGUGGGCAGACUAAAACGUGUCCAGAUAAAGCGGAGCUUAGACUGUCGCUGGAAGAUAUCAUGUUUUGGAUCGUCAUCUCGUCGAAGACCAGCUCUCACCUACAGAUGCGCACUGUUGAGGCACUGAACGCUACGAAAUCAGCGAUGCCGCUUGCAGGCCUCGUACAACGCACAACAGCCCUAGUAGAUUCUGUUGCGUCUUCCUUUCAAUCAAUACCUUCUUCAGAUGAUCGCUUGCGUUAUCUAGUCUGGUCCAUAACAACAUCCGCCGGCGGUAUGCCGGACCCAUUGUUCGUGACACGCCCAGCCUAUGUGUUACGUGGAUUGCAGUCUCAUCUUCGAGUCCACGAUUCUUGGAAAAUCGUAUCACGCUUACGCAACAUGUAUCGAAAUUUACCGCAAGACAAACAAAAGACAAUAAGAGCCAGUUGCUUCGAACUUGGCUCUCGCUGUCCAGGUGAUGCUAUGGAGAAAGUCUUCCGCGACUUCAACAAUUGGCGACCUUGGGACCUAGCACAUGUAGAAAAGAGCCAUGCGAUGAGAGCCAUUUGGGGAGAUAGCGUUGAGUCUGACACGCCUCCUACGAAGCCGGUAAAUCUCUCAUGUAACUUGAAGACUAUAAAAGUUAUAAUUGAACCUGGUCCGAGACAGUGUGAUAUCAGCGUGGUUGAUAUAUCUGUUGCGAUCGCUUUUACCUCAUCAACAAAAGACAACACAACGCCGUACAGCAACUCACUCUCUAUCCGCUCACAUUGCUCGAAUUCGGCAUUGCGUCUACGAUGGGAGAUUCUUGAUCUUGUAGAAGGGAUUGCCGAGGCAAUGUCGAAAACUCAGUCCCCCUCGACUGAAGUUCCACCCUCACCUAAUGAACAUAAAAGGCCAGCAGAAGCUACAGAAAUACAUGUCUUCAUUGGCACAGACGACGGAUCGAUCAGCUUGGAUGGAAUCAACAUAGGACUGUUUCUGCAUGGAUAUGGCUUGAAUGGCUCUAUCGUCUUAAGCCCAGGUAAUGAGAAACAACCGGAGCAGGCAACGAUUCUUUUGAAUGGACAGGGAUGCUCAACGAAGCUCUCAAGCCAUAAUAAGCCUCUAAUGAUGUGGGAAGUUUUGCAACCACACUUUUAUGGCUCCCAUUCAUCUCUACGAGGCCGAGAUAGAAUCAUCGAUGAUUGGAAGCUGGCCGGCUCUUGUCGAAGUCUGAUCUAUAACCUGCAAGAAGAUCCACUCAAUGGUAUACAUGUUGCCGGCAGAGUUGUGGAAGAUGAAGUACAAUAUAUAAGUUCUCUCAUUCGGCGCCUUGAUACAUCUCCAAAAGCGAAACCGUCGUCUAAGCCUAUUUAUAAGGCAAAUGAAAUGAUGCGCGACCACCAUUUCCAUAUUGCCCUGUUCUUGGAGGAUUAUCAGCUCAAUUUCCGCCUACUACCGUCCCUGGUCUACUCAAUUGACGGCAAAGUGGCUCGCAUGUCCGUUUUGUCGGACAUUGCGAACGAAAUAGAGAUUGACUUUGACGUUAAAAGAAACCAUCAUAUCUUCCACACCAUGGAAAAAGAGAAGUCUCGGUCCGUGUCUGAGAUUGAUAUCCCACCAAUCAAUGGGAGAAUUUCAGGCACGAUGUCCGCUGAAAUAAUGUCGUUGAAAACAGACGUUACUGUCGAACGGGUGAAGUUGGAAGCAAGUGCGUUGCGUAGCUUGUUGGAUGUGGUUAGACGACCCGAGAUGUCUCAUUAUAUGUCGGACUGUUCCAGCAGCGUCGAUGAGCUUCGUUCCCAUUUGAGUGAAAUACUAGCCAGUACAGAGUCUACGCCACAGUCUCCAGUCGGCUCCGUCCGUCAAAGAGCGAUAUCUUACAAUGUCCGCCUCACGAUGGCGGGUUGGCUUAUUCACGCUCGUGCUCCAGGUUUGAAGAAUAAGGAUUAUUCAGCUGACAUGAACUUCAUUCUUGGCUCGACACAGGUGCAUGUUGACGCGGCAGAUCAAAAUACCAAAUUCGACUCGCCGAAUAUACAUGCGAACGUAUCUCAAAUCGGCCUGGAAUUGAUCAAACAUGAGCGUUCGCGAGCUCAAUCGUAUGGUAGCCUCGGACUUGAUAUCAGUUUCUGUGCAACAUCACGGUUCAAUGAGUCUGAUCAAACAGUUCGCGUAUACAGCCUGAGUAGUAAAGGGUUCAAUGUGAAUUUGUAUGCCGAGACAGCGUCUUUGGUAAUCGAUAUCGCAGCACACUUGCAGAAUCGCAUCAAAAACCUGGAUUUGACCGAAGAUAUGAGACGAUUGAAACGACUUGGCCGACUUGCACGUGCCCGCAGUCUUGUACCAUCUAGCCCGCUACCGGAACUCAAUAUUGUCGACGUGGAGGAAUCUCAUUCCCUAUCGUUCCUGAAGGCAAUGUAUUCAGUCGAGCUAUCAAACAUCCAGGUUUGUUGGGUCAUGGACGACAAACACCACCCGAAAGCCGGAGUUCAGCCCGAAGACUUGGUUUUCUCGAUUGGACAGGUGUCGCUUUCAACAUCUGGAGAUAAUUCUGCUAAACUUCGCAUCCAAGACACCCAGUUACAAAUUGCACCGAAAUUUCAAGAGAGAGGAAAGCGUUCCUUGAACUCCGCUUUGAUGCCGGAGGUUGUAUUCAACGUGGCAUAUCUAUUUACCAAGGAUGAGUUACGGCUUGCUUUCCAAGCAGCAGGGAAGGCUCUCGAUAUACGCUCUACCACAGGAUUUAUACUUCCAGCCAAUCUUUUACAGAAGUCUAUUGCAUCAGCAGCAGAGAGACUGCGCGAGGCAAAAGCGAUAUGGUCCACGUCUCCAUCACAGUCCCCUAGUGGGAAUGCCUUACUUGGUAACAGACGGUUGUCAUCUUUACUUGUCGAUGUGGAUUUUGCAGGUGCCGUUCUUAAACUCUUGGGUCGCCAACUUGAUGAUCAACAGACUCGCCUGGUAGCGACCGCUAUGGGGAAGCGCCUGCCAGAAGGCAGAUAUGGACAAUACGUGCAAGAUAACUCUACAACAACCGCGUCCCUUACCAGCCCAGGCGUGGCUCUGAAAGUGCAAUACGGCGACAACGGAAUAGACGAUCCAACAUUAAAUGCGGAGCUAAGAGUCAGCCCAUCAAGUAACACACUCUUUCCAACGGUUGUCCCUCUCAUCAAACAAAUCUCAUCUUCAAUCAAAGAAGUUGUUGGUGAUCAAAGUGACACAAAUUCAACAACAUCCCCCCGGCUACAGACACCAAAGAUGCUGGAAGACCGCUCGAUUGAUGCCACAAAUCCUGAAAGCAUUCUUGGUCGGUGCAAGCUGAAUAUAGGUCUACGAAUCUGCAAACAAGAAUUCAGCCUGAGUUGUCAACCAAUCGCGAGAGUGGCAGCUACCGCACAAUUUGAGGAUAUCUUCGUCACCGUCAACACAGUACAGUCUCAAGAACAACGCCGUUUCUUUGCGAUUUUGAUUGCGUGCAAUAAUCUCCACGCAUCAGUCAAACAUGUGUACUCAAAUGAGUCAACUGCCAGCUUUGAAGUGGAAUCUGUCGUAAUGUCGCUGAUGAACAGCAAGCACGUGAGCACAACAAGUGGAAUCUCCGCGAUAUUGAAGGUCAGCCCGAUGAAAACUAUGAUCAACGCCAAGCAAGUCCAGGACUUUCUCCUAUUCCGCGAGAUCUGGGUUCCUUCUGACGACGAGGAUUCCUCAAAUGUCGCUCCAACGCCCGCUCCAACGCCUGCCGACUCACAGGCUCUGAUGGUUCAACGUUAUCAACAAGUGGCAUCGGCUGAUUCCUUCCCAUGGAAUGCAGUAUUAUCAAUUGAUGAACUGCAAAUUCAACUAGACCUUGGGCAGACUCUUGGAAAAGCUGAUUUCGUAAUCAAGAAUUUUUGGGUCUCUUCCAAAAAGACAUCAAAUUUGGAGCAAAACUUGUGUGGUGGAUUUGAGGUCAUGGCUAUUGAGAGCAAGGGUAGAAUGAGUGGUUCCGUUACACUAGAAAAGAUGAGGGUACGAACCUCUAUAAAAUGGCCCGAUGAGUCCUCAGAAUUAGGUCAAACACCGCUCAUUCAAGCAUCUAUUGGGUUUGGCCAGCUACAAGCCAACACAUCAUUCGAAUACCAACCAUUCUUAGUGGCGGACAUUGUUGCAUUCGAUUUCUUGAUGUACAAUGUCCGCCAGCCUGUCCAAGAUCGGCUUGUCAGCAUCCUGGAAGGCGAGAAAGUGCAAGUAUUUUGCACAACAUUGACGGCGUCACAAUCUUUGGCCCUUUAUCAGACAUGGCAACGCUUAGUACAAGAUAAGCAUGCGGCUUAUGAGGCUUCUCUUAAGGAAAUAGAAAGCUUUUUCCGCCGCAAGUCUGCGAUGACGACGACGUCUUCUAUUAGCAGCCCCCCAUUGCCGCAAACAACGCGAGAGGAUGAUUUGGAAAAGCCCCCGGUUACCCUUCAUACCGAUGUUGUGGUGACCUUGAAAGCUGUCAACGUUGGUGCAUUUCCCAGCACAUUCUUCGAUAAUCAAAUCUUCAAGAUGGAAGCACUCGAUGCCCAGGCGCGUUUUGGAGUGUCUUUAGGAGAGGAUGACAGAAUCCAUAGCUCGUUGGGUCUGACAUUGGGCCAGCUUCGCGUUGCCCUAUCCGGCGUCAAUCGACCAACUGCAGCUGAGAUGAAGGAAUUGUCGGUGGCAGAAGUUGCAGCACGCGCAACAGGUUCUCGCGGCGGUACCAUAUUAAAGGUCCCUCGGGUGCUUGCUAGCAUGCAAACCUGGCAGAGCUUGACGUCCAAUGAAAUUGACUACAUCUUCAAAAGUGCGUUCGAAGGGAAGGUCGAUGUGGGAUGGAACUAUUCAAGAAUCAGCUUCAUCCGAGGGAUGUGGUCCGCUCACUCUCGAGCAUUGGCAGACCGACUUGGAAAGCCGUUACCUCCAUCUGCCGUGCGUAUCACGGGGGGGCCGAAACCAGGGGUCCCCGAGGAGGGUGUCAACGGCCAAGAAGACGCUGGAACCAACGACAAGGAGCAGCAGAACCCAGACGAGAAAAUCACUGCCGUCGUGGAUGUGCCUCAAUCCAAAUACGUAUACCAUGCCUUGGAGCCUCCGUUGAUUGAAACUCCGCAGUUGCGAGACAUGGGCGAAGCUACUCCGCCACUCGAGUGGAUUGGGUUAAAUCGAGACCGGCUACCAAAUGUCACGCAUCAAAUUAUCAUCGUGACGCUGUUGGAGGUUGCUAAAGAAGUGUCGGAAGCCUAUGGCAAGAUUCUUGGAUGA